AUGCUACAGGGAGGAAGGAUUGACGUGACCGACAUCACCGCUCGCUCCAGAGAAGCUGCUUGGUCACAAUACUAUUACCCGGUCAACUCGGUGUCAGCUAGGAUGGAUGUGACCCAUGAUUCUUUCGAACUGGAAGCUCCUGCUGGGACGGAUAUCUGGAAAAAGCCGCCUAGCACCGACGUAUGGAACGCACCAAUAACCCGGGCGUCAUCUGGCCUCCUUCAGAAAUUCCAGUCCGCCCGUGUGACGUUCUGGGCCGACUGGACGGAACGCUACGAUCAAGCAGGCCUGCUCCUGGCGCUUCAGCGCACGUCGUCCACCACCUCCCCCUCCCCGGUGGAGAAGUGGGUGAAGACGGGCAUCGAGUUCUACAACGGCAAGCCGCACCUCAGCACGGUCGGGUGUGACCGUUGGGCCGAUUGGAGCAUCUUGCCCCUCACCGAGGGGAAGACCGAAAAGGGGGUGACGCUCGAGGUCGUGCGCGAGAGCGACGAGAACGGCAAGAGCGCUUGGAUCUAUCAAGUGAUUCUCGAUGGCGCCGGCAACGUAAAGGAGAAGCUGCCGCUUAGAGAGAUUUGCUGGAUCUUUGCAGACGAAGAUGAGAAAGGAGGCGAAGAGUGGGUUCUCGAUGUUAGCCCACUAGUUGCGAGGCCGGAAAAGUCAGCUAAGGAGUCAUUGAAAGCCAGAUUUGACGAAUUUGAGGUCAAAUGGCUGGUUUGA
Molecule: messenger RNA, 720 nt
Organism: Neoarthrinium moseri
Lineage: Eukaryota; Fungi; Ascomycota; Sordariomycetes; Amphisphaeriales; Apiosporaceae
Exons: 3
Coding region: 1-720 (239 amino acids)
Source: RefSeq, a predicted model, not a curated record